Molecule: messenger RNA, 1665 nt
Organism: Nestor notabilis (Kea)
Lineage: Eukaryota; Metazoa; Chordata; Aves; Psittaciformes; Psittacidae
Gene: MAPK4
Product: mitogen-activated protein kinase 4
Exons: 6
Coding region: 1-1665 (554 amino acids)
Biological process (GO): cell surface receptor signaling pathway; intracellular signal transduction; protein phosphorylation
Cellular component (GO): cytoplasm; nucleus
Molecular function (GO): MAP kinase activity; ATP binding
Source: RefSeq, a predicted model, not a curated record
AUGGGCUCGGACAAGACCCCUCCAAGCAUCUCCCCCGAAAGCAAGCCCUGCCGCAAAGUGGCGGUGAAGAAGAUCACCAUUGGCGACGCGCGCAGCAUGAAGCACGCCUUCCGUGAGAUCAAAAUCAUCCGCCGCCUGGACCACGACAACAUCGUGAAGGUGUACGAGGUGCUGGGCCCCAAGGGCGCCUGCCUGCGUGGGGAUUUCUUCAAGUUCAACAUGGUGUACAUCGUCCAGGAGUACAUGGAGACGGACCUGGCACGCCUGCUGGAGCAGGGGAAGCUCGCCGAGGAGCACGCCAAGCUCUUCAUGUACCAGCUGCUGCGGGGGCUCAAGUACAUCCACUCGGCCAACGUCCUCCACCGGGACCUCAAGCCAGCCAAUAUUUUCAUCAGCACGGAGGAUCUGGUGCUGAAGAUCGGAGACUUCGGGCUGGCCAGGAUCGUGGAUCAGCAUUACUCGCACAAGGGUUACCUUUCUGAAGGCUUAGUAACGAAAUGGUACCGCUCCCCCCGGCUCCUCCUCUCGCCAAACAACUACACCAAAGCCAUUGACAUGUGGGCAGCCGGCUGCAUCCUAGCCGAGAUGCUGACGGGAAGGAUGCUCUUUGCUGGGGGUCACGAGCUGGAACAGAUGCAGCUUAUUCUGGAGACAAUUCCCGUUGUCCACGAGGAGGACAAAGAGGAGCUGCUCAAAGUGAUGCCCACGUUUAUCAACAGCACCUGGGAAGUGAGGAAGCCGCUGCGUAAGCUGCUCCCCGAAGUGGACAGUGAAGCUAUUGAUUUUCUGGAGAAAAUACUGACAUUUAACCCUAUGGAUCGAUUAACGGCUGAGAUGGGUCUGCAGCAUCCUUACAUGAGUCAGUAUUCCUGCCCUGAGGAUGAACCAGUGUCUCAGCAUCCGUUCCGGAUUGAGGAUGAGAUUGAUGAUAUUUUACUGAUGGAAGCCAACCAGAGCCAGAUGUCUAACUCGGACAGAUAUCACAUAAGCCUCUCCUCUGACCUGGAAUGGAGGCACGAUAAAUACCACGACAUGGAUGAUGUCCAGCGGGACCCUCGGGCAGGGUCUGAAUCCAUUGCUGAGGAAGCACAAGUUGAUCCACGGAAGUACUCACAGAGCAGCUCGGAGAGGUUCUUGGAGCUCUCCCACUCAUCCAUGGACCGAGUAUUUGACGCUGAUUGUGGGAAAUCAUGUGAUUACAAAGUGGGGUCACCUUCCUACUUGGACAAAUUGCUGUGGAGGGACAAUAAGCCCCAUCACUACUCGGAGCCCAAGCUUAUCUUAGAUUUAUCACAUUGGAAAAGAGCAACCAUAGCACCCACAGCUGAGCUGUCGCUGGAAGAAGAACCAUCCAACCUCUUCCUGGAGAUUGCUCAGUGGGUGAAGAGCACGCAGGUGGGUCUCGAGUGUCCCAGUCCACUUCCAGAGAUUCAGGAACGGAGCCUGCCAUCUUCUCCUCACCACCUCCACAAAGAACCCACGGAGGUGAACAGCAAAAAAGACUCUGAGUUUGACUUGGAUGUCUUCAUCUCCAGGGCACUGAAACUUUGCACAAAAUCUGAGGAUCUUCCAGACAACAAGCUCAAUGACAUCAACGGGGCCUGCAUCUCCGAGCACCCCAGCGAGAUUGUACAAACAGAUGUGUACCAGAAAGACAGAUGGUGA